Molecule: messenger RNA, 656 nt
Organism: Neomonachus schauinslandi (Hawaiian monk seal)
Lineage: Eukaryota; Metazoa; Chordata; Mammalia; Carnivora; Phocidae
Product: FYVE, RhoGEF and PH domain-containing protein 2-like
Exons: 3
Biological process (GO): filopodium assembly; cytoskeleton organization
Cellular component (GO): cytoplasm
Source: RefSeq, a predicted model, not a curated record
GUGGUGUGCGCCAAGUGCUCUGACUACCGGGCUGAGCUCAAAUACGAUGACAACAGGCCCAACCGCGUCUGCUUCCACUGCUACACCUUCCUCACUGGAAACGUGCUCCCUGAGGACAAGGAGGACAAGAGGCGGGGCAUCCUGGAGAAAGGGUCCGCGACAGGGUCCGAGGAGAGCCUCAUGUGCAGUUUCCUGCAGCUGGUCGGGGACAAGUGGGGCAAGAGUGGCCCCCGGGGCUGGUGUGUGAUCCCCCGGGAUGACCCCCUCGUCCUCUACGUCUACGCUGCCCCUCAGGACAUGCGGGCUCACACCUCCGUCCCCCUGCUGGGCUACCAGGUGACUGCAGGGACCCAGGCAGACCCCCGGGUCUUCCAGCUGCAACAGUCAGGCCAGCUUUACACCUUCAAGGCCGAAACCGAGGAGCUGAGGGACCGCUGGGUGAAGGCCAUGGAGCGGGCGGCCAGGGGCUGGAGCCCCAGGGGACCCAAUGAUGGAGACCUGUCUGACUGACCCCCAGCCGGCCCCUCUCCCCUUCAGAACCUGGCUCCUGGCCCGGGCUGACCCUGCGGCCUCUGUGAUCCACCACUCUAAGCUGAGCUUUCAAAUAACGCAUUUCCAGGGGCACCUGGCCAGCUCAGUCUGUAGAGCAUGCAACU